AUGGAGGCCGGAGAGGAAAAGGAGCACGUUCUGAAACAAAGGCAAGUCCUGAUAUUCUUUGUUUUGCUGGGCAUAGCUCAGGCUGUUUCCGAGCCUAUGCACUAUUCAGUGGCCGAGGAAACAGAGAGUGGCUCUUUUGUGGCCAAUUUGUUAAAAGACCUGGGGCUGAAGAUAGAUGAGCUAGCUAUACGGGGGGCCCGGGUCAUUUCCAAAGGGAAAAAAAUGAGUUUGCAGCUCGAUAGGCAGACCGGGGAUUUGUUGUUAAAUGAGAAACUGGAUCGGGAGGAGCUGUGUGGCCCCACCGAGCCCUGUGUGCUACCUUUCCAGGUGUUAUUGGAAAAUCCUUUGCAAUUUUUUCAGGCCGAACUAUGGAUUAGGGACAUAAAUGAUCAUUCCCCAGUUUUCCUAGACAAUGAAAUAAUAUUGAAAAUUUCAGAGAGUAUCACCCCCGGAACCACUUUCCUAAUAGAACGUGCCCAAGACUUAGAUGUAGGAAGCAACAGUCUCCAAAAUUACACAAUCAGCCCCAAUUUCUACUUCCAUCUUAAAUUACAAGACAGUCCCGAUGGCAUAAUAUUACCACGGCUGGUGCUGGAUAAAGCUCUGGAUCGCGAGGAACAGCCUGAGAUCAGUUUAACCCUCACGGCUCUGGAUGGCGGGAUUCCACCCAGGUCUGGCACCGCCCUAAUCCUCAUUGAAGUCUUGGACAUCAAUGACAACGCCCCCGAGUUUGCAAAACUACUCUAUGAGGUGCAGGUCCCGGAGAACAGCCCCGUUGAAUCCCAGGUUGCCACAGUCUCUGCUAGAGAUUUAGACAUUGGAGCCUAUGGACAAAUAUCUUAUGUAUUUUCCCAAGCCUCAGAAGACAUUCGCAAAACGUUUCGAAUAAAUGCAAAAUCGGGAGAGCUCUUUUUAAAACGGAAACUGGAUUUUGAAUCUGUUCAGUCUUACACAGUAAAUAUUCAGGCGACAGAUGGUGGGGGUCUUUCUGGAAGUUGUGUGCUGUUUAUCCAAGUGGUGGAUUUGAAUGACAACCCUCCGGAAUUGACUAUAUCCACACUUAUCAAUCAUAUCUCGGAAAACUUGCAGGAGACCAUAAUUGCUGUAUUCAGUGUUUCAGAUCCUGACUCGGGAGACAACGGAAGGAUGGUUUGCUCCAUCCAAGAUGAUCUUCCUUUCUUCCUCAAACCCUCUGUUGAGAAUUUUUACACUCUUGUGACAAACACAGCCCUGGACCGGGAAUCCAGAUCUGAGUAUAAUGUCACCAUCACCGUCACCGACUUGGGGACGCCCAGGCUCAAAACCGAGCACAGCAUAACCGUGCAGGUGUCCGACGUCAACGACAACGCCCCUGCCUUCACACAAAGCUCCUACACCCUGUUCGUCCGCGAGAACAACAGCCCCGCCCUGCACAUCGGCAGCGUCAGCGCCACAGACAGAGACUCGGGCACCAACGCCCAGGUCACCUACUCGCUGCUGCCGACCCACGACCCGCACCUGGCCCUCGCCUCCCUGGUGUCCAUCAACGCGGACAGCGGACACCUGUUCGCCCUGCGGUCGCUGGACUACGAGGCCCUGCGGGCGUUCGAGUUCCGCGUGGGCGCGGCAGACAGAGGCUCCCCCGCGCUGAGCAGCGACGCGCUGGUGCGCGUGGUGCUGGUGGACGACAACGACAACGCGCCCUUCGUGCUGUACCCGCUGCAGAACGGCUCUGCGCCCUGCACCGAGCUGCUGCCCAGGCAGGCCGAGGCGGGCUCCCUGGUGACCAAGGUGGUGGCGGUGGACGGCGACUCGGGCCAGAACGCCUGGCUGUCGUACCAGCUGCUCAAGGCCACGGAGCCCGGGCUGUUCGGCGUGUGGGCGCACAACGGCGAGGUGCGCACGGCCCGGCUGCUGAGCGAGCGCGACGCGGCCAGGCACAGACUGCUGGUGCUGGUCAAGGACAAUGGCGAGCCGCCGCUGUCGGCCACCGUCACGCUGCACGUGCUGCUGGUGGACGGCUUCUCCCAGCCCUACCUGCCGCUGCCGGAAGCGGCGCCGGAGCGGGCGCAGGCCGACUCGCUCACCGUCUACUUGGUCAUCGCGCUGGCCUCGGUCACCUCGCUCUUCCUGUUCUCGGUGCUCCUGUUGGUGGCGGUGCGGCUGUGCAGGAGGCGCAGGGCGGCCUCGGAGGGCCGCUGCUCGGUGCCUGGGGGCCGCUUUCCGGGCCACCUGGUGGACGUCAGCGGUACGGGGACCCUGUCCCAGAGCUACCAGUAUGAGGUGUGUCUGAUGGGAGGCUCAGGGACAAAUGAGUUCAAGUUCCUGAAGCCGAUUAUUCCCAGCUUUCUUACUCAGGGGAUGGAGAGGGUUAGUGAGGCAACCCCCAGUUUCGGGAAUAGCUUUGAAUUCAGUUAA
Molecule: messenger RNA, 2397 nt
Organism: Cynocephalus volans (Philippine flying lemur)
Lineage: Eukaryota; Metazoa; Chordata; Mammalia; Dermoptera; Cynocephalidae
Product: protocadherin beta-2
Exons: 1
Coding region: 1-2397 (798 amino acids)
Biological process (GO): homophilic cell-cell adhesion
Cellular component (GO): plasma membrane
Molecular function (GO): calcium ion binding
Source: RefSeq, a predicted model, not a curated record